This is a messenger RNA of Linum trigynum, 4265 nucleotides long. The record is from the annotation of a GenBank genome assembly. Lineage: Eukaryota; Viridiplantae; Streptophyta; Magnoliopsida; Malpighiales; Linaceae.
UUACAUAUUAGCAAUAGGCUAAUCGUUUGAAGUUUGUCAUUACUAUUUAAUGUAUAAUUGUCUUAGUUCUAGUUGAAUUUAAUAAAGAAACAAAGUAUCUUAGGAUAACCGAUCAAGAAAAUUACAUAUGAAAUAAUUAUUAUCAAUGUAAAAAGUAUCAAUUUGUACAAACAUACUUUUGACUCUUUAGUAAACAAUUGAGCUUACCCAAAAUCAUUUGAAAAUAUGAAUGAAUUGUGUUAGGGGAGAUUAAUAUAUGAGGCUAGGCACACUUAACAUAGCAUCAAUGAAAGAGUGAGUCCAGGAAGUUACUCACCAUGCUUAAAAAUCCCUACUUGAAAUACCACUUAUCUCUCUAGAGCAGAUCUUGAAUUGACUUCAGAAGGACUAACAGACCUAGAAAAGUCGUGUGUGCGCAUGUGCAGGUGAAACAAGGAAACAACAUGAAGUUCUAGCAUCAAAUCUCUAAUAAGGUGAUUAUCAUAUAAUAGUGACAAAUACAAUGAAUUCAUCCGACCAACGGGUCGGGCAAAAGCUAGUUAGAAGAUGUAACGACCCGAUCAUUUUUGAAAACCAAACCAUAACUCAAACCAUAAACCGGUUACUCCGGAGCAACCCGAAACAGGUUUACAAGUCAAAACCAAAAAUCAACAACAACAAUGUUCAAGAUUCUCAAGUGAAAUGCUCUAAACAGUUGGGCGACCUCAAUCCAGAGCGACAAAACUUAAAACACAAUCUUUGAGUUUCCCAGUAUACUCAUUAAGACAUGAAACUAAAGACAGAUAUAAUGGGAGGUCCCAUCUCGUUACCCAUAUCCAGUUGACAUCUUCAGGUUUGCCGCGGCUGCUCUCCUCGGGUAACCUCCUCUUGAUGGAUGCAUCCUCUUCCCCUCUCUACACCUGGUGAGUGAGAAGGGGUCAGUCUCGUCGUUACUUCCUAAGGUAUUCGCCCUAAGAAACGCCUUACUAAACACGUUAGUAGGGUUCUUGACUUAGACAAAAGCCGUUCUCGCUUUCAUCCUUUAUACUUUGUUAUCAAACAGUCUAUAAGAGAUCUCUACUCCUAUCUUAUCUUUAGAAUUUCCUUACUUAUAUCCUUAAUCCAUAGACACCAACAUUAGGGACCACCGCGUUAUGUCUCGCCGUCUGGUGUCCCUACUCUAGUAUGCCAACCGCGUUACGUCUCGCCGUCCGGUUGCAUACCCAACUCGGCAAUGACACUUUGUUACGUCUCGUCGUCCAGUCCAUGCCCGGUCAACUACUGCAUUACGUCUCGUCGUCCAGUAGUGACCCAAACAUACCCGAUCAACUGUUGCGUUACGUCUCGCCGUCCAGUCCAUGCCCGGUCAAAAACUGUGUUACGUCUCGUCGUCCAGUAGUGACCCAAACAUACCCGAUCAACUGUUGCGUUACGUCUCGCCUUCCAGCAGUGACCCGACCAUCUACCGCGUCCAGUAGUGGCCCAACCGCCUGGGGGUUCAAUUACCAACAACCAUACACAUUCACCUACAUAGCACAACGGGUGCCUCCACCCUUAAGUAGGCGGUGGGAUGCCUCACACACAUAUCGCGCAUUACUCAAAAAUUAACUAAUAAUAACUUGAACGAAAAGCAUAAACUAAAAGAUCUACGACAGAUAUUUUACCCCCUUUACACUCACCUAGAAAAGAUGACUCCUCGAUUCCUUCCUUGAAGAUAUCCCUCCUUAGCCGAAUUAUCUCGGGAAACCUAUUAUUAAGAAUACAUUUUCUUAGACGACCUUUCUCGAUUUAAAACCUCCUUUUUAAACACUAGAACAUCCUCUCCUCAAAAUCCAGUCUUUGAGGACGAAUUUUUCCUUCAAAACCGACCAUUUUUCCUAAUUAGUUUAGUCUUGGACGAAUUUUUCACCUAACUUGAACCUUCUUAAUAAUUUGGAUGAUAAUUUUCCCAUGUCAAUCGUGAGAACCUAUACCCUGGAAAAUUAUCGAACCCUUUAAAACCCCUAGGAAAGAAUCUUAUUUAAUUAAAAAGAAUAUUUGACCAAUUUCUAAAAUUAGUAAUACAUCUUCAAAAAUCCUCAAAUUAAAUCACAACUUUCUCCUAGACGCCCAUCAAUUUAUAAAAUUGUUAAAUCCAGAAACCAACACCUAAAGAGGCUCGAGACAAUUUAAAACAUCUAAAAAAAAUGUUUUUGGAAAUUUCCAGCAGCUUUAGUGACCACCCAAAAUCUGUCACUAAAAGCCAGUAAGGUCUGUUGCUAAAAUCCAGAAUUGCACCCUCACGAAAAAUCCCCAAAUUAAUCGAUCUAACUCAAAGGGAUCGAGUUCCCUUACCUCUAGAACGUGCCUAGGACUUGAUUGUAUGACCUGGGACGUUGAUCUCCUCGUUGAUCGAUGUUCAAACCCUCAAUUGUCACAGCAACCGGACUAGGGCACAUGAACGAGUCGGGUUACCUUUUUAUUCUCACAACCCUGUCUCGCGUGGAAUUGGAGAGGCGAUGUGCGGGGUGGAAUGGGACGCUUGGGAGGGGUUUCAAAAUUUCGGUGUUGCUCUGAAACCAAGGGCGACGUACGAAAUGCCGGUGGUGAGGAAGUUUACUCGAGCGCCUGGGGGAUUCUCUCCUACUGCUCUUGUUCAUUCAAUUGGGGAAAUUAGGUUUUGGGGACAAAAGCAAGAUUACGGCGUGGGUUUUGGGGGAAAUGUGGGCCGCUCGGCCCUUUCGGGCGAGUAUAGUUAGUUGAUUUUUUUUAUAACUAUAAUAUAAUAAUAUAUUAUUAUUAUUAUUAUUAUUAUUAUUAUUAUUAUUAUUAUUCCUAAUCCACGGCUGCAAAUCUUAGUAUGUAACCGUUAAUCCAAUCAUUCACGUAUUGACUCACUUCUACUGUCACUCUAGGAAUUGGCCAAGUGAAACCACUUCCUAAAGCGUAGUAUAGCGGGUUUGGGUUUAAAUGUCAACCCGGGUCCUAGAUUUGAUGACUACUCGGUGAAUUCUUGUUAUCUAGCAAUGAAACUUUAAUGCAAGUCUAAACUAACAAACUAACAAAGCAAGUAAACGGUUGUAUUCAGGUUAAGAGAGGUCACCCGGAUAUGGUUCCCCCUAGACUGCAGUUAAGCCGGAUUGCAAUUACCAAAUUCAGUUUCUAUGAUAGUUAUACUGCGGAAGGUUCUCAAACAGCCUGAAGUCUCGACUAAAGGUCUUCAGACCCUCUCAAUCUGAGUCUCUAGCGGGCGACUAACCUCCACCGGAGUAAACAGAUUGAGGCCUUAACAAACAAAACCUCCACUACCGGAGUGAAUCCGGUACAGAAUAGUGAGUUGGCUCUUCGACUAAAGUCACCAACUCCCUAUCUUCAAUCAAGGAUGCUCUAUCAACCUAGGCAGAUAUUCUCAUUCUAGGUUAAAGCAGAAACAACAGGAAUUUGAUCAGGAUUCAUGCCAUUCAAUCAUUCAAACCUUAAUUGAAUAUAAUCAAAUCAUGGAAUCAGUACUUGGGUUCAUACAAUCAAACCUAACAUACAAAUCUAGGGUUCUCCAUACCCAGAUGAAUGGGAGAACUACUCCAUGGAGAAAGAAGCAAAAGCAGAAUCAGACGCGGAAUUCAUACUGUGAAGGAUGGAUUCCUGCUCCUGGACGUUGAUUGGCACUCCUCCAAGCUCAAUCCAAGCUCCAAUGGUGAUGAAGAUCAAGUUAGGGCACUUGGAGACUCUUGUUCGUCGCUUUCUCUCUCUAGGAAUCGCUCUAUCUCUCUCAAAACUCGAAUCCCCUUCUCUUUCUGCUGAAAUCUGCUUAAAAGGGCAUCACUGGGCAAGGCACGGCCGUGCUUUGCUCCAGCCCGCCCGUGCUUUGGCUAGGGUUAAUUACACGGCCAGCCUGUUGGGAGAAACACGGCCGUGCUUUUGGGUGGACACGGCCGUGUAAUUUCUCAGCCCUGCCUGUGUUUUUAGCUCGGGUUUGCCAAACUCAAAUCAGCUCUCGGCAGUAAAAGCACGGCCUAGGAACACGGCCGUGUUCUGAUUUAGGUGUGCCCGUGUUUUGGCUCCAGCUCCACCGAAUGACUUCCGAAUGCCCCGAAACUUGUGCUUAGCCUUUCCUUUGACGCCUGGGACCUGAAAUAUGACAAAAUAGCACAACCCGGCGUAAAAUAGGCCAAAAAUACACGACUAUGCCCCUCAAACGGAUAAGAACUAGGGGUGCAAAUACGUGCAAUUACAUCGUUAUCACGUAUUAAGUUCGAUCCCAAACCCAAACGUCGGAAUGUUACAGAAGAUAAAGAUGAAUGUGUUAU